This is a messenger RNA of Symsagittifera roscoffensis, 1116 nucleotides long. RefSeq names its product zona pellucida sperm-binding protein 1-like. The record is from RefSeq and is a predicted model, not a curated record. The transcript is spliced from 6 exons. Bases 1 to 1116 code for a protein of 371 amino acids. NCBI's taxonomy places the organism in Eukaryota, Metazoa, Xenacoelomorpha, Acoela, Convolutidae.
AUGACAAACUGGAAUCAACGUGUUAUCACGGCCUUCUGUUCGUUUGACGCGAGAGGGUAUGUGACAGCCUUCUUCAGAGCAGUGCAGGAGGUGCCUCUGAAUGCGACUGGCUUCAACUACUACCAGUACAGUCUCAGACUCUACAAGUCAGGAGUGUUCAGUCACUACUUCAGGGAGCAAGACUAUCCGGUGGUUGUGACCAUAGGAGACGAUCUAUAUUUCGGGGCUGCCCUAAAGACCCAACAACUGGGGUUGAAAGUGUUAGCCAGGACAUGCUGGGCCAGCAAGACCAACUCACCUCUGGAUCCAGAGAGAUACUACCUGCAGAGAGAUGGGUGUCCCGAGGACCCCACCUUCAUCCGCCUUCCGAGUGACGACCCCCACCUGGACCGGUUCUCUUUCCAGGCCUUCCAGUUCAUGGUGGACCAGACUGCAGUUGUCUACAUCCACUGCGAGGUGUUCUCCUGUGCUGGAGAUGACAAGACAAACACAAACCAAGUCUGCUCAGUGCCAUCCAUAUGUCCGCGUAGAUAUAAGCGACAGAUAGCUACCAUAAACACGUUAAACAACUACGAGCUCCAAAAUCACAACAUUUUGAUCAACAAAACGACAAUCUUAGCAAAAACAACUCCAAAAACAACUGAUGUAAAAGAACCUUCAAAAACGACAAGAAACUCGCUAAUCAAAACCGAUUCUGCUUCGUCUGCCAUUCGUUCACGACGACAGCAACAACAGCAGCAGAAAUCGCCGAGUGGCUCUCGUGUUGAGAAGUCGGCCUAUUUGCAGAGUGGUUUGUCAGCCGGGCAAUACGAGAGAGUAAUCGUGAGUCAAAGAGGAGCGAUGGUGUUUGUACCAAAAGACAGCAACAUACGGCCGAACGAUAUCUUAGUUAUCGAUCAGGCCAAUGGCAACUCGGAUCCGUUCCAAGGUCGAUACGGUCCAAAUGACGUCACAGACUGGGAUCGAGGAGUGAAGCCAAUCCACUCUGUCUUGGUAGUUGUCGCCGUCUGUCUUUGUGCGAGCAUGUUUGCGUUAGUUCUGGCUCUAGCUGUGGUUCUCAUCACCCCAAGAUGCUUUGUACCAUUGACUAUUGGCAUGUCAGAUACAAUUGACUGA